GAGCCGCUUUUAUUUGAUGUCUGAUCUGAAAUUCUGAUUUAUGUUUUUUGCCGUUUUUCUUGUUUGGUGAUUGUGAAACAUUGUUUUUAAUUAAAUAUAAUUGCUCUAAGUAUUAUUCAUAUUUCACAUUAUGCAUUUUCAAUAUAUUGGGCUGUAGUCUUUUUUUAUCAAAGGACACUUGUGAAUUUAUUGUGAUUAAACAUUACAUAGGUAUUACGAACCUACUUUCAUUGAAAUCGUUACCGAAAUAAUAUAAGUUAAAGAUGACUUCAGCUCUUUACUUAGAGCAUUAUCUGGAUAGCCUCCAGCAUUUGCCGAUUGAGUUACAAAGAAACUUCAAGCUCAUGAGGGACCUCGACGAUAGGGCGCACGGAAUAAUGAGAACAAUCGAUCUCAUGGCCGAUGAGUUACUUCCAAAUAUUCCGAAAAUGGAUGAGGAAACUAAGAAGGAAAAGGUAAAUACAAUUCAGGGCCUUUUUAACAAAGCAAAGGAAUACGGUGACGACAAAGUCCAACUCGCAAUACAGACGUAUGAGUUAGUCGACAAGCAUAUACGGCGACUGGAUUCCGACCUAGUUCGCUUUGAAUCGGAAAUCCAGGAGAAAGUCAUGAGUGCCAGAGCUGCUCAACAAGCAGCUGCUGACCAAGAGACUAACACAACUACAGUGAAAAAAGGUAGGAAAAAGCAUAAAGGGAAUGAGAAAGCGGCUGCUUCGACUGGUAAGAAAAAGCGCGCUGGUGCGUCCAGUGAGGAUGACGCGGUUGCAGCAGGCCGCUCAGCUGCCAAGAAGAAGGCUCAACGCAAAGGUGCAACUGCCACUGCUAAUGCUGUCAAAGAACAGGAAGAGACUCCAGAUUUGGAUUCUGUAGCCGGCAUGGCCCACCCUAGUGAUGUUCUUGAUAUGCCAGUGGAUCCCAAUGAGCCUACUUACUGCCUCUGCCACCAAGUGUCUUAUGGCGAGAUGAUAGGUUGUGAUAACCCUGAUUGCCCUAUAGAAUGGUUCCACUUCGCAUGUGUUGACCUCAAGAUCAAACCCAAAGGCAAGUGGUACUGCCCGAAGUGUACUCAGGACAGAAAAAAGAAAUGAUCCGCUGUGAAGCCAGUGGCUAAACCUGCAGAUAAGACUGCUAUGACUGUUAAGAAAGAACUCAAAUGACUUCCUUAUAAUUGAUUUUUAUAAGUUUAUAAUAUAAAGAAUAAAAUUUAAAAUUAAGCCUUAGCAAUAAAUAGUGGAUACAUAUAAAUAGCAUAUAGAAAGCUUCACAAAUGAUAAUUAUUAUGAUUGUUGAGGGUUUGUUUCCCAUAUAAUAAGAUAUUAGAUGAAUGACAA
This is a messenger RNA of Amyelois transitella, 1331 nucleotides long. It is a transcript of the gene Ing5, whose product is annotated as inhibitor of growth protein 5. The record is from RefSeq and is a predicted model, not a curated record. Gene Ontology annotation, cellular component: nucleus. NCBI's taxonomy places the organism in Eukaryota, Metazoa, Arthropoda, Insecta, Lepidoptera, Pyralidae. The transcript has a single exon. Bases 264 to 1088 code for a protein of 274 amino acids. Gene Ontology annotation, biological process: regulation of DNA-templated transcription.